AUGGAGCAGCUCAAGUUUGAGAGGAAACCCAUCCGGUCGUCGGUGACUCGAACCAUCAACCUGAUAGAGUCAGAGCUGACGAAAGAAACUCCGGAUCGUCACACCCUUCGAUGUCAAUUAGAGAAGUUGGAGGUGUUGCUGACAAGGAUCAACGAAGUAGAUAUCAAGAUUUUGAGUUCAAUGCGAGCCGACGGUUGUUCCGAAAAAGAAUACGAAGAAGAAAGUCUCAGCAUUGAAGAAUAUGAGGACAAGAUAAGGAACACGAAGGUGAAGGCUGAAGAAAUGUUUGUGCCAUCCUUCCAGCUGCCUGGAGGUUCUCAAAGUCCAACGAAUAGUGCUGCGUGGUACGACUCGGUGGGCACAUCGCUCAACGGAGAGUCAAAACGAAGAAACUUUAAACUGCCGAAGAUCCAAUUACGCAAAUUCAACGGUGAUAUGAAGGACUGGUUGAGUUGGUGGUCGCAGUUUAAGAAGAUCCACGAAGAUGACACACUGGCUGAUAGUGAUAAGUUCGACUAUUUGGUACAGGGAAUGGUCAUCGGAUCCAGAGCAAGAGAUGUGGUGGACGUUUAUCCACACACUGAAGAAAAUUAUCCCAAGGCGAUAGCGGCACUUCAAGAGCGAUUUGGACAACCAAAGUUAUUGAAACAAUUGUACGUUCGAGAAUUAUUGAAGAUGGUGAUUCAAAACGCAAAGAGCAAAGAAGACUUCCAGUUGUGCAAAAUGUAUGACAAACUGGAAUCUCAUCUUAAGGCUUUGGAGUCCCUCAAUGUGUCCCACGAACAAAUGGCAGACUUUUUAUAUCCUAUGGUGGAGUCAAGCCUUCCCGAGGACCUCCUUGUGGCGUGGCAAAGAAGUUUGUUCUACGGACAUGACGGAUCCCAGUCAAAUCCACCCCAAAGUGAAUUGGACUUCCUCCUUAAGUUUCUCAAGAAAGAAGUUGAAAACGAGGGGCAGCGAUCUUUGGCCAAGAGUGGAUUUGAAACAGAUGAAAAGAAAAAGGAAGCUGUCAAGCAGAAGAAGACAUUUUCUAGAUUUCCCAAACCAGAAUAUGAAUCAGAUUAUCCUACUGGUGCGGGGCUAUUCAGUGGUCACUCAACGUCACAAUGUGUAUUUUGUAAGAAAUCUGGCCAUCAAAGUAGCGUGUGUCAUAAGGCCGGGAAUAUGACGCUAAAUGAGAAGAAAGAAGUGGUCAAGAAGAAUAAAUUGUGCUUGUCAAACAUUGCAAGGCGAUGUGUCCGCUCCGGUCAGUCGUGGAUAAAUCAAGUGAGCUUGAGGCAUCAUCAAGUACCACUAGAACCUCCGCUGCCAAUGGCCUGCCGAGGGGAUGUUUUGUUAAAGACUCUUGUUGUGAAAGCAUGUGGCCCCAAAGCCGUCACCAGUGUUCGACUUAUCUAUGAUGAAGGGAGCCAACUCAGCAAUUGUGGAGCUGCAACCAUCAGCCUGAUUGGAAGCAAGUGUAUUGGACAUGAAUGGGGGAGAAAUGUGUUGUUUGGCGGAGGAGUGACCGAUGUGAAGAAGAUCAAUAAAUAUGCUGUUGACCUGAAGUCCUUGGAUGGCCAUGUUAAGAAGACUCUUGUACUUCGGGAAGCUGCAAAGAUUUGCGGAAGUAUUCCAAGAGUACCAGCGGGACCAUGGAUUCAAGCCUUGCGUAAAAAGAAUAUCUGGUUGAGUGACUACCAAGAUUCUUAUGUUGAUAACCCGGAGAUCGAGGUUCUCAUUGACUACUGGGGACAGCUCGUUACCGGGAAGCAAGUAAAGUUGAGAUGUGGGUUAAUCGCAGUCGAGACCAUAUUCGGAUGGACUCUUAGUGGACCUGUUCCCAAUAUCAACACAAAUGACACCGUGGCUAUGUCGUGUAUUUCUUUGUUCCACGGCGAAGCAUCCGUUCAGUGCUUGUGGAAUCUGGACUCGAUCGGAAUUAAAGAUCCGGAAGAGCACAAGUCGAAGCGAGAGAAUGAAGAAGAAACGAAACGACAUUUCUUGAGUACUGUUUCCAGAAAUAAAGAAGGGAGAUAUACUGUCACAUUACCAUGGAUAGAUGGAGCUCAGAAAAUUCCCGACAACAAGCUGGUUGCGGAGAAGAGACUAAUCGGAACAACAGCAAAAUUAAAAGCCAAUGGAAACUACAAAUUUUAUGAUCAGAUCUUUGUCGAUUGGGAAAAGGAGGGGAUCAUUGAGGCGGUAUCUGAAGAAGACAAUUCAACCUUGUGUCACUAUCUUCCACAUCGAGCAGUAAUCAAAGAAGAGAGCCUUACAAUCCCAGUGCGACCGGUUUUUGACGCUUCUUGCAAGGUUGGAAGAAAUCCCUCUCUCAAUGACUGUCUGGAGAAAGGCCCCAAUUUAUUGGAGCUGAUUCCAUCGUUACUACUACGGUUCCGAGAAAGAAAACUGGGCGUGAUAUCCGAUGUCAGGAAGGCGUUCCAGAUGAUUGAAGUGGCAGAAGCCGAUCGGGACUUCUUGAGAUUCCUGUGGUGGAAAGAAGAUGUGAUCAAACUUUUCCGCCAUAGGAGAGUGAUGUUUGGUGCAAAUUGCAGCCCCUUCCUACUUGGAGCUGUAAUUGAACUUCAUCUUGAGUCAGUAAAAGAAGAGUUACGGCCAAUAGCAACAGUUCUUUUGAAAUCUCUUUAUGUGGAUAAUUGUGUGACGUCGCUGGAUUCGAUUGAAGAAUAUGAAGAAUUCAGGACUCAUGCAACAUCAAUAAUGGCUGAUGCAAAAAUGGAGCUCCGCCAGUGGGAAAGAACGGCAGUAGAUGUUCCGGAUGCAAAGCAGCAAUUAACCCGUGUUCUCGGAUUAAAGUGGGAUAAAGUUCAAGACGAACUCUUUGUUGACAUCCCAAAAGUGGAACUUCAACUUCAAGGAAAAUUGACCAAGCGAGUCAUUCUGUCCUUGGUACAACAAAUAUUUGACCCGAUGGGAUAUUUGAGUCCGGCUACGCUAGUGCCAAAGUUGAUGCUACAGAAGACUUGGGAAAGCAAGAAAACCUGGGAUGAAGAUUUGGACGACACUUUGGACAUAAAGAGUGAAUUUGGAGAAUGGUGGAGGCAGACGUCAAUGCUAGCUGAGGUCAAGAUACCAAGAUGGGCAUUUCGUUCAGAACUGGUUAAAUCAGUACAGUUUCACGUGUUCUCAGACGCCAGUGGGGCUGCCUAUGCUGCUGCAGUCUUCGUGAGAGUUGAAGAUCAGAAAGGGGUUACCGUACAACUCCUCCAAGCCAAGGCGAGAGUUGCUCCGCUUAAAAAGAUGACCAUUCCGCGAUUGGAACUGUUGGGAUGCACAAUAGCGGCCAGACUCCACAGUUCGGUGGUGGAAGCCUUAUCCAUGGAUGGAGUAGAGACAUACUUUUGGACGGAUUCUAUGACAGCCUUAUCUUGGAUUCAAAGGAAUAAUGAGUGGGGAACCUUUGUAGGCAACAGGGUAAAGGAGAUCUGUUCGCUAACCAAAGUGGAAAAUUGUAGACACGUCCCAGGCGUUAUGAAUCCUGCAGAUCUCCCUUCCAGGGGCUGCAACCCUGCCCAACUUCUCAAGUCUCGAUGGUGGGAGGGACCAACUUGGUUACGAGGAUCAUCUGAAACCUGGCCAUCAGGACAAGCAGAGGUGAAUGAAGAUGAAGUAUUAAAAGAAAAGAAGAAAAAUAUGACAACAGUCAAACUCGUCUCGACAUCUCAAGAGGCUCCGUGGUAUUUGAGAAGAUACUCGUCUUAUUACAUGAAUGUGCGACUUGUGGCCUUGUGGACGAGAAUUGUCAAGCUCUUUGCCAAACAGAAUAGCGAAACUGGAGUGCUCAAACGGUGGGAGCUGAUCCAGGCUGAAAAGACCAUGUUUAGAUUUGUGCAAUCGGAAACCUUGCAAGCGAGAGACAGUAUGAUUGGCGGACUACGUGUUGAAAUUAAAGAUGGACUGAUUUGUGUGAAAACCAAGUUGCAAAACCGUCAGGAUUCAGUUGGCUUCAGAUAUCCGGUGUUAUUGCCGAGUUCACAUCCAUUGGUGGAGCAACUAAUUAGAGAAGAGCACAUCCUGAAUCAACAUGCAGGGGUGCAAUUUUUGAUGGGAAGAAUAAGGGAAAAGUGCUGGAUUUUACAGGGAAGACGUGCCAUCAAAAAGGUGGUGUCAACAUGUGUAACCUGUCGUCGUUUCACAACCAAGAAACCCUGUGUACCUCCCGCAUCUUUGCCAGAAGACCGUGUCAAGACAGCUCAAGCGUUUCAAAUUACGGGAGUGGAUCUGGCCGGACCUAUGAUUUUGAGAAACCAGACCAAAUGCUGGAUGGUAUUGUUCACAUGUGCUGUCUAUCGAUGUGUACAUUUGGAACUCGUCACUUCGCUUAGCACCGAAGACUUCCUGAUGGCAUUGUGGCGAUUCAUCAGCAGACGGGGGCGACCAACAAAGAUUUACAGUGACAACGGCACCAACUUUGUGGGCGCCGACAAUUUGUUCAGGAGUUUAAACUGGGAGAAGAUUGAAAAUCAGACUCAAGUGCACAGAAUCCAGUGGCAAUUCAAUCCCCCUAGUGCAGCUUGGUGGGGUGGCUGGUGGGAGCGGCUGAUUAGGAGCAUCAAAGACUUGUUGAAAAGAGUUCUCAAAAAUCGCAAGUUAACUCAGGAUCAACUUCACACUUCCCUGUGUCAAAUCGAAGCCGUGAUUAACGACCGGCCACUUACCUAUGUAACUGAGGAUCAAGAAGACCUGAUUCCUCUCACCCCUUCUAUGUUUCUACGAGAGAUUCAAGACGUAGAGUGCCCAGAAGUUGAAGAGUUGAGCGGUCAUCAACUUAGCGAAGACAAUAAAGCAAAGAAGAGUCUGAGGGAAGAGUUUCGUGUCCGUUUUCGAAAAGAAUACCUCAGUCAAUUGGUACAGCGAGGAAAACAGGAGAAAGUCCAUCCAUUCCAAGUUGGUGACUUGGUCCUCAUAGGCGACGACAACAAGAAAAGACUCAUGUGGGAUAUGGGACGAGUCAUCGAGCUGAUGGUGGGGCGUGAUGGAGAAAGUCGGGUGGCCAAAGUGAAGACCAUGCAUGGACAUCUUAUCCGACCACUGCAGCGAUUAUUCCCAUUGGAAAUCUCCAAUCCAAUCGAAGUUCCAGUGGUGACUCAAGAAGUAGAGAAAAUUACGCCUGUUACGAAGAUUCAGAAGAACGAGCAAGCCGGAGCUUUCAAGAAGUCGGUGAAAGUUAACGUGCCGAUUAAGACGUCGCGCUUUGGACGACUACUGAACGAGCCGUCCAGAUUUAGUGCUUCAAAGUGA
Folsomia candida is the source of this 5244-nucleotide messenger RNA. RefSeq lists its product as uncharacterized. Gene Ontology annotation, molecular function: nucleic acid binding. Gene Ontology annotation, biological process: DNA integration. NCBI's taxonomy places the organism in Eukaryota, Metazoa, Arthropoda, Collembola, Entomobryomorpha, Isotomidae. The record is from RefSeq and is a predicted model, not a curated record. The transcript has 2 exons. The coding region runs from base 1 to 5244 and encodes 1747 amino acids.